Messenger RNA from Tupaia belangeri chinensis (Chinese tree shrew), 3632 nucleotides. RefSeq names its product potassium voltage-gated channel subfamily H member 3 (gene KCNH3). Gene Ontology annotation, cellular component: plasma membrane. Bases 28 to 3330 code for a protein of 1100 amino acids. The transcript is spliced from 17 exons. Lineage: Eukaryota; Metazoa; Chordata; Mammalia; Scandentia; Tupaiidae. Gene Ontology annotation, molecular function: voltage-gated potassium channel activity. The record is from RefSeq and is a predicted model, not a curated record. Gene Ontology annotation, biological process: potassium ion transmembrane transport; regulation of membrane potential.
UGGGGCGGGCUGCCACCGCCGCCUAAGAUGCCGGCCAUGCGGGGCCUCCUGGCGCCGCAGAACACCUUCUUGGAUACCAUCGCCACGCGCUUCGACGGCACGCACAGUAACUUCGUGCUGGGCAAUGCCCAGGUAGCGGGGCUCUUCCCUGUAGUCUACUGCUCUGAUGGCUUCUGUGACCUCACGGGCUUCUCCCGAGCCGAGGUCAUGCAGCGGGGAUGUGCUUGCUCCUUCCUCUACGGGCCAGACACCAGUGAGCUAGUCCGCCAGCAAAUCCGCAAGGCCCUGGAUGAGCACAAGGAGUUCAAGGCUGAGCUGAUCCUGUACCGAAAGAGCGGGCUCCCGUUCUGGUGUCUCCUGGAUGUGAUUCCCAUAAAGAAUGAGAAAGGGGAAGUGGCACUCUUCCUGGUCUCUCACAAGGACAUCAGUGACACCAAGAACCGAGGGGGCCCUGACAGCUGGAAGGAGACAGGUGGUGGCCGGCGCCGGUACGGCCGGGGAGGAGCCAAAGGCUUCAAUGCCAACCGGCGGCGAAGCCGGGCGGUGCUCUAUCACCUGUCUGGACACCUGCAGAAGCAACCCAAGGGCAAGCACAAGCUCAAUAAGGGCGUGUUUGGGGAGAAGCCAAACUUGCCGGAGUACAAAGUAGCUGCCAUCCGGAAGUCACCCUUCAUCCUGCUGCACUGCGGGGCGCUCAGGGCCACCUGGGACGGCUUCAUCCUGCUCGCCACACUCUAUGUGGCCGUCACCGUGCCCUAUAGUGUGUGCGUGAGCACAGCCCGGGAGCCCAGUGCUGCCCGCGGCCCGCCCAGCGUCUGUGACCUGGCCGUGGAGGUCCUCUUCAUCCUUGACAUCGUGCUGAACUUCCGUACCACGUUUGUGUCCAAGUCGGGCCAGGUGGUGUUCGCCCCAAAGUCCAUUUGCCUCCACUACGUCACCACCUGGUUCUUGCUGGAUGUCAUCGCGGCGCUGCCCUUUGACCUGCUACAUGCCUUCAAGGUCAACGUGUACUUCGGGGCCCACCUGCUGAAGACCGUGCGGCUGCUGCGGCUGCUUCGCCUGCUCCCGCGGCUGGACCGGUACUCGCAGUACAGCGCCGUGGUGCUCACCCUGCUCAUGGCCGUGUUCGCCCUGCUCGCCCACUGGGUGGCCUGUGUCUGGUUCUACAUUGGCCAGCGGGAGAUCGAGAGCAGCGAGUCGGAGCUGCCCGAGAUUGGCUGGCUGCAGGAACUGGCCCGCAGACUGGAGACCCCCUACUACCUGGUGGGCCGGAGCCCAGCUGGAGGGAACAGCUCUGGCCGGAGCGACAACUGCAGCAAUGGCAACGAGGCCAAUGGGACAGGCUCUGGCCGGAGCGACAACUGCAGCAAUGGCAACGAGGCCAAUGGGACAGGGCUGGAGCUCCUGGGCGGCCCGUCGCUGCGCAGUGCCUACAUCACCUCCCUGUACUUCGCGCUCAGCAGCCUCACCAGCGUGGGCUUCGGCAAUGUGUCCGCCAACACGGACACCGAGAAGAUCUUCUCCAUCUGCACCAUGCUCAUCGGUGCCCUGAUGCACGCGGUGGUGUUUGGGAACGUGACGGCCAUCAUCCAGCGCAUGUACGCCCGCCGCUUUCUGUACCACAGCCGCACCCGCGACCUGCGUGACUACAUCCGCAUCCACCGAAUCCCCAAGCCCCUCAAGCAGCGCAUGCUGGAGUACUUCCAGGCCACCUGGGCUGUGAACAAUGGCAUCGACACCACCGAGCUGCUGCAGAGCCUCCCGGACGAGCUGCGUGCAGACAUCGCCAUGCAUCUGCACAAGGAGGUCCUGCAGCUGCCCCUGUUCGAGGCAGCGAGCCGAGGCUGCCUGCGGGCGCUGUCCCUGGCCCUGCGGCCCGCCUUCUGCACGCCUGGCGAGUAUCUCAUCCACCAAGGGGAUGCGCUCCAGGCCCUCUACUUCGUCUGCUCCGGCUCCAUGGAGGUGCUCAAGGGUGGCACUGUGCUCGCCAUUCUAGGGAAGGGCGAUCUGAUUGGCUGUGAGCUGCCCCAGCGGGAGCAGGUGGUAAAGGCCAAUGCCGAUGUGAAGGGGCUGACUUACUGCGUCCUGCAGUGUCUGCAGCUGGCCGGGCUGCACGAGAGCCUCGCCUUGUACCCUGAGUUUGCCCCGCGCUUCAGUCGCGGCCUCCGAGGGGAGCUCAGCUACAACCUGGGUGCUGGGGGAGGUCCUGCAGAGGUGGAUACCAGCUCUCUGAGUGGUGACAACACCCUUAUGUCCACCUUGGAGGAGAAAGAGACAGACGGGGAGCCAGGCCCCACAGCCUCGCCGGCCACCGCUGAUGAGCCCUCCAGUCCCCUGCUCUCCCCUGGCUGCACCUCCUCCUCAUCAGCUGCCAAGCUGCUGUCUCCACGUCGAACUGCACCCAGGCCACGUCUAGGUGGCAGAGGACGGCCAGGCAGGGCAGGGGCUCUGAAGGCCGAGACUGGCCCCUCUGCUCACCCACGGACCCUGGAGGGGCUGCGGCUGCCUCCUAUGACAUGGAACGUGCCCCCAGAUCUGAGUCCUAGGGUGGUAGAUGGCAUUGAGGAUGGCUGUGGCUCUGACCAACCCAAGUUCUCUUUCCGUGUGGGACAGCCUGGCCCCGAAUGUAGCAGCAGCCCCUCCCCAGGACCAGAGAGUGGCCUGCUCACCGUCCCCGUGGGGCCCAGCGAGGCAAGGAACACAGACACACUGGACAAGCUCCGGCAGGCGGUGACGGAGCUGUCCGAGCAGGUGUUGCAGAUGCGGGAGGGACUGCAGUCACUUCGCCAGGCUGUGCAGCUGGUUCUGGCGCCCCACAGUGAGGGCCCGUGCCCUCAGGCGUCAGGAGAGGGGCCGUGUCCAGCCAGCGCCUCUGGGCUCCUGCAGCCUCUGUGUGUGGACACUGGGGCAUCCUCCUACUGCCUGCAGCCCCCAGCUGGCUCUGCCUUGAGUGGGACCUGGCCCCACCCUCGUCCAGGACCCCCUCCUCUCAUGGCACCCUGGCCUUGGGGCCCCCCGGCAUCUCAGAGUUCCCCUUGGCCUCGAGCUGCAGCUUUCUGGACCUCCACCUCAGACUCGGAGCCCCCUGGCUCAGGAGAACUCUGCUCUGAGCAUAGCACCCCAGCCUCACCUCCUCCUUCUGAAGAAGGGGCUAGGACUGGGCCCCCAGAGCCCAUGAGCCAGGCUGAGGCUACCAGCACCGGAGAACCUCCACCAGGGUCAGGGGGCCUGGCCUUGCCCUGGGACCCCCACAGCCUAGAGAUGGUGCUUAUUGGCUGCCACGGCUCUGGCACGGUCCAGUGGACCCAGGAGGAAGGCACAGGGGUCUGACCGCCAGCCCCGGCACUCAGUGUUGCCAGACAUGCUGCCAUCUAUCUGCUGCUCCGCUCGACCUCAGGGUGGAGGAGGGCGGCAGCCACCCCGGACUCCUCACUGCUCAGGGCAGGAGCCUGUCAGCAAAGGGGGCCUGGCCCAGACUCUCACAGAGAGUGGGCAAGAGCCUCGGCUGGCCCCUAUUCCAGGGUCCCUCCUUGGCCGACUCCUCUGACCUCCUGUCUCCCUUGCAGGCUGGGGAGAGGCCUGAGGACAAGGAUGGGCUCUGCCAUCCCUUGCAUGUGCCCCAGCCUCUACCC